AUGUAUAUUAAUGAACUACCAUUGCGGACAAAAGGAGUAAGAGCGAUGCAACACCGACAAACAUUUGUAGACAAUUUCAUUCAUACAAAUCGAUCACUCCAAGCUCUGGUUAUCCAUUGUCCAGAAUCGCACGAUGAUUGGAUGCGAAGUGAAGACACCAACCUGUGUUCGAGUGGUGAUCGAUCGGGCAACAUGAGAAAGAAACACAGAAGGAAUCGCACCACCUUCACCACAUACCAGCUACACGAAUUGGAACGAGCUUUCGAACGAUCUCACUACCCCGAUGUUUACAGCAGAGAAGAGCUGGCUGUCAAAGUCAACCUACCCGAAGUCAGGGUGCAGGUUUGGUUUCAGAACAGAAGAGCAAAAUGGCGACGGCAAGAAAAACUCGAAAAUCAAAACGCACUGAGAGGUCUUGGCCACGUCAGCUCCAGUCUUCUCGGCUCAGGAUCUAGAUCUCAGUCCCCAAUUGGUCCGAGUUCCGUCAGCGGAACCGCCCUCUCGUCUGUGACGUCAGUUUGGUUUCAGAACAGAAGAGCAAAAUGGCGACGGCAAGAAAAACUCGAAAAUCAAAACGCACUGAGAGGUCUUGGCCACGUCAGCUCCAGUCUUCUCGGCUCAGGAUCUAGAUCUCAGUCCCCAAUUGGUCCGAGUUCCGUCAGCGGAACCGCCCUCUCGUCUGUGACGUCAGUGGGAAAUCAUUUGGGAUCGAACUCUCCACUUCUGUUCGAUCCCUGGCUGACGCCUUCACUUCUGGGUCUUCGACUGCCCGGUCUGCCCGGAUUCCAACUCCAUACUGUGUACCCUAGUUAUCUGACUCCGGCUAAUCUCUCCACAAAUCACAUGACGAACGAAAUGACCAGCAAAAUGAAGUCGUCCCCGCUGAAUUUGUCGGUGGACAACGAGGAUCUGGGAGGAGAUGACCACCAGAAAACAAUUUGUGAUCCAAGAAGUUCCAGUAUUGCCGCACUAAGACACAAAGCGAAAGAACAUCUGCAGGUUCUUAGUAAAAGACACGUGACAUAGGAAACCUCAUUAAAAUUCUCGUUAAAAAUGUUAAGAUUGUUUUGGUAGUUUUUGUUCAGUCUGACUAAAAUUCGAAAUUCGUGGAGAACUGAAAAAACUGAGAGAACUCGAUGACUCAAGACUUAUUGUCCCAGACAACUAAUUACAUUAAAUGAACAAUUUUUUUCAUUUUCCUUCACAAAUGUUUCAUUCGUUCAAGAAGGAAAAAAAAGGCACUUCACUCCGAGAGUAUGCAGUCCCUCGCCAAAUUAUUAGACGAACUAUAAAAUUCUAUGUAGAAUCUUAAUCAUCAGGUGAUACUAUACAGCUUUA
This is a messenger RNA of Parasteatoda tepidariorum (common house spider), 1338 nucleotides long. NCBI's taxonomy places the organism in Eukaryota, Metazoa, Arthropoda, Arachnida, Araneae, Theridiidae. The record is from RefSeq and is a predicted model, not a curated record.